Molecule: messenger RNA, 2341 nt
Organism: Daucus carota subsp. sativus
Lineage: Eukaryota; Viridiplantae; Streptophyta; Magnoliopsida; Apiales; Apiaceae
Exons: 2
Coding region: 260-2095 (611 amino acids)
Biological process (GO): ubiquitin-dependent protein catabolic process
Cellular component (GO): endoplasmic reticulum
Molecular function (GO): ubiquitin-like protein conjugating enzyme binding; ubiquitin protein ligase activity
Source: RefSeq, a predicted model, not a curated record
GUGCUAGGGGCAUUGAUUCUUAUUUUCCCCUUGGCCCUUUCACCUCUCAUUAUUUUCUUUAAACAUUAUAAUUUUUUAUCGAGCAACGCUUCAAUAAUCUCGCACACCCAAAUUCAGAUCAAAUUUGUACCUGAAGAUGAAGCUAUGGAUGAAUCGUAUCAUUUUACAAAGACCCGUCUAGUCUCAGCUUCUGGGUAUAGGUCAUCUUUGAUUGUAUUGAAAAGGGUGUUAGGGUUUUGUGAUUAUUGGAGUUGUUGUAAUGGAUGGUGAUGGUGGUGAUGUUAUGAGGGAUGAUAUUGAUUUGAACUUAGAUCCUGAUGGUUCAAGGGUAAGAUUAAGACCAUUAAUUAGUGAGUUGGAAAGUGCCCAUGUUCAGAUUGAGGAUAGGAUUCGUCGCCUUGAGGAGGUUACAUCGAGGUUAAGACAACGUAGGCUGUCGUUGUUGCAAUCUCAAAGUCGUGGUGCUGAGGGAAGUGAUGUGGUUGAGGUUCAGAAUACAGGUUUGGGGGGAAAUGAGAAUGAGGUGAGUAAUGGGGAAAGUGGAGUUGGUUCGGGGGAUGUUGGAAGGGGUUGUAAAAGGAAUUAUUCGCAAUUGGUAGGGAAAGCGUUGGAGGAUGAGACGGAUGAUAAGAAGGAUGUUAGUGAUGGUGGGAGCUUUUAUGAUUGUAAUAUUUGCUUGGAAAUGGCGAAGGAGCCUGUUUUGACUUGUUGUGGUCAUUUGUUUUGUUGGCCUUGCUUUUAUCAAUUGGAGUAUGUUGAUUUGACGGCCAAGGAAUGCCCGGUUUGCAGGGGAGAUGUAGUAGAUUCGAAUGUUACGCCAAUUUAUGGCAGUGCAAACAGUAGCCAUGUGCCUGAUCUAGGCUCUGGUGUUUGCAUACCUCCUAGGCCUCGGGCUUACAGGGUAGAGAGCAUUAGGCAACGUGUGAGCAGGCCUGUUACGCAUGUUCCAGUUGUAGAAGCACUACGUCGGAUUAGGAUGGGAAUUGGUGCUACUACGGAGCAGCUUAGGCGACACAACCAAGCAGCUGCAGAGCAGCGAAGACAGCGAAACUUUGGUAGUACAACUGCUGUUACAGAUUUGCCGCCCUUAUGGGUGGCUGCAGAAAUAGGAGGCAGCCGACGUGAUGAUGCAACUUUAGAGCCAGGACAGCAAAAUCUCAAUAGUUCAGAUGCUGGUUCUGUCACUGAGUGGCAGCCGUUGUGGAGGGAUGCAGAAAUAGGUGGUAGCCAGCACAAUAAUGCAAUUUCACAACAACUAACAGAGCACAGUCUUGGUACAAGUACUGGUUUGGUCACAGAUAUGCAGCCGUUGUUUAUGACUACUGAAAUAGGGGUUAAUCAUCAGGAUGAUCCAACUACAGAACACUUGGGACCGCAAAAUCUUGAUAGGGAAACUACUGGUUUUGUGACAGAUUUGCAGUUAUGGGUGACUGAAGAAAUAGGAGGUCAUCAGCAGGAUCACGCAAACCUAGAGCAGUCAAGGCAACAAAACCUUGAUAAUGCAACUACAAGUUUUGACUCGGAUUUGCAGCCUCAGUGGAUGACAGCUGAAAUAGGGGGUAGCAGACGCGGUAAUGCAACUGCCGAACAACCAAGACAGCAAAAUCCCAAUAAUACUCCAGCUGAUUCUUUCACAGGUUUGGAGCCUCUGGCGCUGAAUGCUGAAAUAGGAGCUAGACGCCGCUCACGCUCCCGUCAUAUUCAAAGGGUAUUAUCAGAAACUGCUGCUUCACUUUCUUCAAUUUCAUUUGCAUUGAAUAAUACUGAAAGGUUAGUCGAGAACCUAAAGUCUUUUAUACGUGUUCUUAACGUGCAAAGAACUGAUUCACAGUUGUUGGAGGCCAGGGAUCUGCUUAGUAAUAGUGUUGCUGUUAUACAAACAGAGCUCCAGAGUUUAAAUUCUAUGGCUGAGACUAAUUCAGCUCCUGAUGCUUCUGCUGCUGUUGCUCCCUCGGAAAACCUGGAAACUGCUUCAAAUGUUUCGGACCAUCUUUCAGUGCCCCGUCGUUUGUCCUCCAGGAGAAGUUUUCCAUCUAUAGUUUCAGAUACUGAGAAUGAUGUUCCUCGGGAAUCCCAACGGAGGAGAAUGAGAUGAUUUUGCUUUCCAUAUCAAGAGAGAGAUGAGAUUGGUAAUGUUUCAUCUUGAAACUGUGUUCUGCCUUUGCUAGUAAAACCUUUUGGUUUAUUUCCAGUUCAUGUUUACAAAAACUUGUAUACAGUCUGCAGUGCCGUACUAGGUUUGAAUUAUCUAUCUGUAUCGUCUAUUGUAUGUUUUACCUUCUUUCUGAUUUCUCUAUUUUUUAUUUAUUUUCUAUGCUAAAGUGGUGUAUAGGUUUUUGAA